UGCCGGAAGGGCAAACUAUGCACUUUGCACGUCCAGAGAAAUGUACCAUGAAGGAGAAAAAAAAACGGAAAACAACGCACAGCGCACCUUUGCCACUGGCAUGCUCCCUGAGUUUUUCAACGGCCUGAAAGAGUACACCGCUACUGGUUCAACAUGCCGCCGAUCUGCCUGUCGUGCGUGUAACAUCGCGUCAACGCCGUGUUCCUCAACUCGUGCAAGUUCGACGGUGGCCAGCAUGCGCUCGCUCGUAUCAUUACUACCAACAGUCUUGUCUACGUUUGAUACUUGCGGGAAGACUUCGAAGAAAGCGCAGUCAGGACGUCAUCUACCGUCAGGGCAACAAAACUUGCUUCCGUUGCUGGGCCGUUUGCUGAUCGACGGCUUGCAGGUGCUAUACAAGAAGCAACACAACAUUGCUUUCGACACCAGGCAGCAUCUCUCCACGUCUCAUCUCGAUAAAUGUAUAGUCGGCAACCGAAAACGAUGAAUCAGCGUUCCGAUUGGACUUGUCGUUUGCCAUAAACCAAGAGGACAUGACCCGA
Messenger RNA from Culex quinquefasciatus (southern house mosquito), 542 nucleotides. RefSeq lists its product as uncharacterized. The transcript has 3 exons. The record is from RefSeq and is a predicted model, not a curated record. Lineage: Eukaryota; Metazoa; Arthropoda; Insecta; Diptera; Culicidae. Bases 41 to 487 code for a protein of 148 amino acids.